Debaryomyces tyrocola is the source of this 2094-nucleotide messenger RNA. The record is from the annotation of a GenBank genome assembly. NCBI's taxonomy places the organism in Eukaryota, Fungi, Ascomycota, Pichiomycetes, Serinales, Debaryomycetaceae.
AUGUCCAGCACAGAUUCAGAUAAGGUUGAUAAGGUAUUGGGAUGGCUCGAGAAGAAUGCAUUCUGGAAUGCUGAUAUUUUGAGUGUAGGAAAAUCGAGUACUACUAGUGGAGUCGGUGUAUUUCUCAAUAUUGAUAAUAGUGAAGAGGAAGAUAAUUUACUACUUCGGAUUCCUAAGGCCAAUAUUUUAUCGUCUAAGAACACUUUCAUUUGCAACUUGCUCAAUGACUUUAACGAGUUGCAUUCAAGCAAUCCAGAUGUAAAUUUGACUAAGGGCAUGCACAGUGUGGUGAUUUCGUUCAUCUACGAAUUAUCUGCUGGCAAAAAUUCGCCAUGGUUUGAUUAUGUUUCCACUAUCGACCCAAAACAGGAAAACAACGAGUUUUCCAAUGUUCCGAUUUGUUUGUGGACGGACGAAGAGAAGGAGAUGCUAAAAAACACCGAAUGUGAUUUGUUAGGGAUGCUAAAUAGUGACGAAUUGGUUCAAUUUUACAUUGAGUGCAUUCGUUUUGCUCAUAUCAACAAAAAAUACGCUGGUAUGCCCGAGAUAUUUGAUUUGCAGUUACAUUCAAAGAACAAUGAAUUGGAAUCGUAUUUAAUGAGUAAUCAUUUCGAUAAAGUGGUUUCAUUUGCAAAAUACGUCCAAACGGUCAUAUCCAGAGCAUUUGCAGUUGAUGAAUUCCACGGGCUCUCUUUGGUUCCUGGAGCAGAUUUAUAUAAUCACAUUGUUCCUGUUAUGAAACAGGAAGAUGGGAUUCCAAAAAUUCAAGGUAGAGAGAAUGUCCAUUUUGUCUGCGACGGAGACGAUAUAUGUGCAAUCUGUGGUGAACCAAAUUGUGACAACCACGAUGACGAACAGGAUGAGGAAAUGAUUGACGAAAUGGAAGAAGAUGAAGAUAACUUUGGAAGUGACGAACAAGAUGAGGAGCAAGAAGAAGAAGAAGAUGAUGAUGAUGAUGAAGAGGAGGAGAAGGAAAAAGAGGGAAAACAAGAUGUUGAAGAUGAAGGCGAUCUCGCUAGCUCUUCCGAUUCUGAUGAAAAUGACGGAAAUAAUGAUAGCCACGAACAUGAUGAGCAUCCUAGUGACCAAGAGUCUGAUACUGAGGAAAUUCCUGAAAUAUCCGAAAUUACUAUGGACUAUAUAAAAGGUAUGGAAGAGGAACUUGAAAACGACCAAGAUUCAGAGGCGGAAACAGCGAAAAGUGAUGAGGAAGUCUCUACCUUAUCAUUGAGUGAAGGUGAAGAUGCUGACACUACUGAAGCUAUGCAAAAUCCUCAAAUGGGCCAUUCAAUGUCCGCAGAAGAAGAAUUAGCUGCCCAACUCUCAGAUAGUUCACAAUGUUGUGAUAUUGUAUUAACAAGCCCACCGAUGGAGAAAUACAGCAACGAAUUAUUUAAUACGUACGGUAACACUUUAUCUAAUCCAUAUUUAUUGCAACGAUAUGGUUUUGUAAACGACUUUAAAGAACCAAAUGUCAACGACUCAUGUAUUCUAUCAGUUCAGAUGUUUUCAUACUUGAAGAAUUAUAGACAGAAGAAUUCAGGUAUUAAGGUUAAACAGCAUGACACAAAAUUAAAAUGGUAUGAAGAAGUUGGGUUCGAUAUAGUGAAUGAUUUAGUAAAUGAAUACAAAACCAAUCAUCAAAAUGAAGAUAAUCAUGAACAUCAUGAGCAUGAGGAGGGCCAUGGAUGCUGUGAUGAAGAAGAAGAGGAUAUGGCUGAUAAUGCUACUCCAGAAACCUGGCAAUUAUCUCCAGUUGUUAGAUACGAUGGCUCAUUAUCUCCUCAAACAUAUGCAUUACUUAACAUUUUCCUAAUGCCGUAUAAAGUAUUUCAAGCAAAAUUAGUUGGCUGUGAAAGUAGCAGAAAGUUAUGUAAAAGAAUAUUCCAUUUACUUCUUCCAUUUGAGAAUACUUCUCAUCAUAAAGAAAUUCAUCAAAUAAUUAAAGCUUGGUGCCAAAAUCGUUUAUCGAGAUAUAAUGACUAUACUAGCAUGAAGGCUUCUACAAAAAUCAGAGAGGAUAUCAUCCGUAACUUAAUUAGGCAAGAACAAUGUGUCUUGCAAAAAGUGAUAAAUCAAUUAUCAUCAUCAUAA